GGCAGAUAGUAUAAUUUUUAUUCACUGAAGCAAAACGGGUAAUUAUUGAAGUUCCUUCUCCUCCAAUUGACGCAACUGGCCGAAGCUUUGCGAACGCUCAAUCAAAUCAGAUCGACGAGAGAUUGUAGCAGAAGAGCCUAUCCGAUCGUCGCAACUUCCCUCCUUAAACGAACCCAGCGAAGAAUUCGGAGUUUGCAGGGGAGAAAUGCUCAACGAUGGAGAAGUGACUCUUACUAGGCAUGAGAUCCUGAGUAUGGUGAAGAAGCACUCAAAGUCGCUGGGAAAGACGUCUCUUGAUGAGCAAGAGGCGUCAGAUGUAGAGAUGGACUCUAAUUUCUGGCAUGGUGUGUUUGAUGUGUACUUCGUUCGAUGCAUCGAGUCUAGGAGGCGGCAAGACGAUGAUCUCUUAUUCUUUGUCAGGAAACUGAGCUGUAAAUCAUAUGGUUUGACUGAAAAUGAGGAUGCACCAGCUCCAUACUUCGUGCGCAGGUGGGCUCCUAAGUUGGAUGAGCUGCUUGGUGAAAGUCUGGCUGAAGUUGAUUGGAGGAAAUCAUUUUAUUUGAACAUGGUUGCUCACACGUCUUUCACUGUUACGGUUGCGAUUUGCAGUAAUGAAGCCCUUAAGAAGUACCAAGGAAGUAAAGACACAACACUCUCUCCUAUAUACAAGGUUGUAAAAACUGUGUAUGCAUCACCUAGUCGGGUUAAUUUUCAUCUGGACUCAAAGAAGGAAGUGGAGACAACACCUGCUUACCCAGAAAUUUGUUUUGCCGUAGAUGACUUCGACUCAACCUUUGAUGCCGUGGUUCUGACAGAAAAAGAUCAUUGCUAUUGUGUACUUCUUAAUUCUCAUGAUGGGGCAGCCUUUCCAAGUGCAGAUGUAAAAACUGAUUCCAGUGUAUCUAAUACAAAUACAGACCCGAGAAGGGUGAAAGAUCCUAAGGUUACUCUGUUUUCUGGGUUUGUCAGCUAUCAAAUGGUUCGAGAAGCCUACGAAGGGGGGAGGAACCGGUUCGGAAGUCUCCUAUCACUGGGCCAUCACUCAGGAAAAGCAGACAGACUUUAUAUGAAAGGCCCUGGAGGACGUGGAGAAGUUGAAGUAGCUGUCUCUGGCGUUAUAGAUCAGAGCCAAGUAGUUUUAGGUCCUGUUUCACCAAUGUCUUCGAAGAAGAGCAUCGAUCUCGGCUCCAUUUUCCGUAAAGCCGCAUCUGUUGCAUCUGUGGCAGCUAAACAUGCAAUAGCAGCUGCGACGGCUUCAUAUGAUGAAGACGAGAUGUUCCCUCUUAAAUGCUGUUUAAUGUCCAUCUCGUUGCCAUGGGACACUAUUGCUCAUGAUCUCUUAUUCAAGGGUUCUCCACCAGUAAACAUGGAGUAGAACAUUGUACCUCAAAUAGUAAAAGAAAAUGCUGGAAACAGGAGUUGUGUGUUUUGUCAAGAUGAUGUUCUUUGAUUGAAUUGUAGUACUGUGUUGCGAGACUUCGGUUUACUACUACAUAACAGUUCUACCUCCAGCAAUAAAUGGAAGUAAAGCAACUUUGGAAUUCUCAAGCCUAUAAGAUUCAUAUACUUUUCAUAUUCUAGGUCUAAAACUCACUUUACUCGGAAGAGCUUCUCCAAAUAUCUCAAUGGUUCUUACAGUAACAAAACUA
Messenger RNA from Eruca vesicaria subsp. sativa (arugula), 1649 nucleotides. The record is from the annotation of a GenBank genome assembly. NCBI's taxonomy places the organism in Eukaryota, Viridiplantae, Streptophyta, Magnoliopsida, Brassicales, Brassicaceae.